AUGAAAAAACAAUCCAAACCUAUUAUUCAUGGCAAUGCAAGCCCAGCAGAAGUCUUUCAUAGAAACCUGGUGGAUGCUGUCUCGAAUGCAGAAGAUUCAGAUGAAAAUGAACAUUAUGUAUAUCCUUAUAGCAGCAAUGAAAACCUGGCUGCAACUCAUGCCAUGCAUCGACCUAUUUCUGUUCGAUCAACUCCACCUACUUAUUUACAACAUGAUAUCACAAAAAAGAAUUAUGGUACACACAACAGUAGUUCUGGCCUUGGAGAAUGGCUUAAACAAACACUUUAUCAUUCUAAACCGCCUCGUCGUCAACAGCAUCAUUUUGAUGAAGAAGAAGAGGAUUUGUGUUGGUCAGGCAAUGAACAAUACCGCAGACCUAAAUUAAGGAAUCAUGUCAAGGAUCAUUUGUUACAACAAAAUAAGCCAAGUCUGCUGAAUUUAUGGCGUGAAAGUUUCAAUAAAAAGCAUACACAUAAUUUAUUACCGACAAAAAAGAACAGAAAUCCACCACAGUAUGCUACAUUACCGAGAAAAUUUUCGCCUUAUUACUGUAGUGCAACUGGCAGAGAUGGAUAUGAAGGCUAUACAAGUGACGAUGAAGAAGCACCAUUACUGUCAAGGAGACAAAAAAGAUCAUCACGGCCCAAAAAAUCAUGCUCAACUUUACCGAAUCUAUUUUUAUCGCUCUUGACAGCGUUGAUCUUUUUGAUGGUCAUUGUAUUCUAUCGAGCUCAGCCACUUGUAGAACUCACUGUGGAUAUUGGAAGAGUAUUGGCAACAGAUAAAGAACUUAUUUUUGACCUAAAAGUGCAAGCAGAAAAUUGGAAUUGGUGGACAAUCCAUAUCGCUGAUGCGGACAUAAGUGUUUUUGCAUUCAGCCAAAUUGUUCCCAGUGUUGACCCUGCUGAAUACUUGGGGAAUGUCAGACACUUUGAUGAACCACUUUCAAUACAAUCAAGGCAAUUUGGACACAACACAAAAGAAGCCAUUACCUUAAUUCGUAUAAAAUCACCCGGUGCAGACAGCAGUGGUAAUGAAAGAUGGCAAGUAGAACAUAAUGAGUCUCGUAUGAUUCGAUACCCUUAUGGUCUUGUUGUUCGAGGUGUACUCAAGUAUAGACCCAUUCCCUUCGCAGUCGGGAUGUACCCUCAAUCUAUUGCUAUCUGCAAUGUAACUCGAGUAGAUCCAACGACAGGCACUGUAUCUACAGACCCUGAUAGGACAAUAUGUGCUAACGAAGACGAAGUCGACAUUUUUUCUCACGUUAUGCGUGGGACUGCACUUUAA
Molecule: messenger RNA, 1287 nt
Organism: Gilbertella persicaria
Lineage: Eukaryota; Fungi; Mucoromycota; Mucoromycetes; Mucorales; Choanephoraceae
Exons: 5
Coding region: 1-1287 (428 amino acids)
Biological process (GO): vacuole inheritance; protein localization to vacuolar membrane; positive regulation of phosphatidylinositol biosynthetic process
Cellular component (GO): PAS complex; fungal-type vacuole membrane
Source: RefSeq, a predicted model, not a curated record